GCAAUCCUUGCAAGCCUAGUCGACUUUUGACAACUGUGCGGGAAUGAUCUUUUCGUGAAAAAGGAAGGAAUUUUAUUUUUGCGCUCGCUUGUUGAGAGGAGAUUUUAUUUUUAAGUCUUCGUUUUGUUAUUCGUUUUGUUUCUAUUUUUUUUUACAAUUUUAAUUUGCUUUAAUUCUGUUGCUUGUUAGAAGUUUUGCCUAUUUUGUUCUUGUUAUCCUUUUUUGUGCUUUUGCGGGGGAGGCCUAAAUAAUUUUUGUGUUAAUGUUUAAUUUAAUUUUUAUAUUAAAUUAAGUUUUGAGAAAGUUAUGAUAGCUGAGCUUAAGAAUUCGAAAAAUUAUACAAUGCAAGAGGAUGCUGGUGAUAUUAAUGCCGCCACUAUACCAUCAUCAGUCAUUUUACCGAAGGACCAAAGGAUAUCGAAUAUUGGAGCUGCUGCUACUACUGCUGCUUCUGCUUCUGCUGCUCUUGCUUCUGCUUCUGCUGGAGCACAUUCCCAUCAGGUGGAUUUAAAGUAUGAAAGUGAAAGCAGUUGUGGUGGCGGCUAUGAAUCGACAACUAGUACGACGACAACGACAACGACAACGACGUCGACGAUGACUACGAUGACUCAGACACAGACAAACUACAAACGAAAGUUGAUGCUCGCUUUUGGCCAUGUUAGUGGUAUUGGUAAAGCUGUUGAUGAUGGCUAUGGUGGUGGAGCAAGUGGUGGUGCUAGUGUUGUUAGCAUAUCAGAAAAGGAUAAUAUGGAAAUGGCAACAGCAUCAGACAAAAUGCAGCCAGAGUGUAAAAAGCUAAAGCUGUUUGUAGAAAAGGAGCAAAUGUUUGAGCAAUUUCAACCAUGGGCUUUAAAAACUUAUGGCGAUCAGGCCAAAACAAAAACAAUUACUCUUCGCAAGAAAGCUAGGAUUCUCAAAGCACUAGAAGGCAAAGAGCACAGUAAGCCUGAUAGUUCGAAAUUUCGUUUUUGGGUGAAAUCGAAAGCUUUCACAACAAAACGGCCUGAGUGUUUUGAGAAUGUUCCAGACUAUCCUGCGAGUAGUAAUACUGAAUAUCCUAACAAUAUUGAUCUUUUUGUAGCUUCAACAACAAAGGACUUCGGCCAACGAAUCUAUCGCAAGGUAGCUGUAGUCGAAGAAUUCUUCAACAUCAUCUAUAAUAUUCACGUGGAAAUGGGGGGUCGUAGCGGUAGACAUGCUGGCCAAAAGCGAACUUAUCGCAUUAUUACCGAAACCUUUGCAUUUUUACCACGUGAAGCUGUUACCAGAUUUCUUUCAGCUUGUCCAGAAUGCAAGAAAAAUCUUCGCCCUCUCUCGCCGGGUCGUCGUUCGCCAGCUGACGAUGAGAUACCCAAUGAGAGUUCUUCAGAAAUCGAUGUGCUUAAUGUUUCCUCGCAAACUGAGAGCUCGCUUGAAGUACCCAAGUCUUCUACUCCAGUUAGCAAAGUUGAAACACAAAUCAUGACAACGACAUUGCAAUAUAGAAAAAAAUCAUCUCCCAAUCCUAGCCCGAAAGAUGAAUUGAAGACUCCCACAGAGUCUUCGGCCUCAUCGUUUUCCUAUCCCAGUACUGUUCAGAAAAUCCGUGUUAAUCCCGCUUUACAGACACAAUUGUUUGACUCUGAACCGGUUCGGAAUGGAACACCAUCAGCUGCCACUGCUUCUACAUCGACAACCAAUAGCCCCCAAAUGAACUUUGGUUUGCUCAAUCGAGAAAGUCUGAUAAGAUACUAUGAGUUCAUGAGAAUCUUAUAUGGCCAAUCGAUGCCAGCACAGCCUGAGAAGAGUUCACCUAGAAAAGAAUCCACACCCAAGCCACAGACCUCACAAUCGAUUCCCCGAGAAAUUAUCAAUCUGACACUUGACGAUGAACCUACUACCAGUGCAGCAAGCUUGGCAAUACAAUCCGAAUCGGUCCAGAAGUCGACUCCCUCUCAACAGGUAUGUGCAAUUAAUCUAUCAAAACCUUUUUUCAGCAAUCCACAACCCGAUGUUAUUUCCAAACUUACUUCGAAUGUCAGUUCGAAUGCCACUUCAAACAUCACUUUGAAUGUCACUUCAAAUGUAGUUGCGAACAUCCCUCAACCAUCAAAACCACCAGAACCUUUGUCUUCAUCAGAACUUGCUUUGCCAACAUUAGUACCACCUCAGCCAAUCCAAAUUCCAAAACCACCUCCGAUGCAAGAGGGGAUCCCACUAGAGGGCCAACCUCAGCAAUUGGAUCUUCGAAAAUUAAAACCCAUCACGUCGACCUAUCUAACUCUAACACGAAGCAUGGGCUUAAGCGAUGCUGAUGCCCUAAUGUUAGACGACUUGGUGAGUAAGGACUUUAAAUAUACUUUAUAA
Molecule: messenger RNA, 2346 nt
Organism: Eupeodes corollae
Lineage: Eukaryota; Metazoa; Arthropoda; Insecta; Diptera; Syrphidae
Exons: 5
Coding region: 343-2346 (667 amino acids)
Source: RefSeq, a predicted model, not a curated record